CGAAACUUUAUUUGGUUAUUUAGAAAGAAAAACAACUUUCUUAAAGUCUUUUUUUUAUAUAGUUUUUGUCCGGUAGCUAGGGAUUUGUCCCCCGUAUCUCCACCGUCUCGCUCACCUCGUUUCCCGCCUCCUCUCGUCUCCGCCUCUUGCUCGUACACCUGCACGGAGGACACCCCGCGAUUGCACCAGAUCCCACUUCGAUUGACGACGGCGACCGCCUCGCUCUACGAGAUUCUGGAGGUUCCUCUCGGCGCGACGAGCCAGGACAUCAAAUCGGCGUACCGGAGACUGGCCAGGAUCUGCCAUCCAGACGUGGCGGGAACCGAUCGGACGACGUCGGCUGAUGAGUUCAUGAAGAUCCACGCGGCUUACUGUACGCUUUCUGAUCCCGAGAAACGAUCUGUCUACGAUCGGAGGAUGCUUCGCCGGAACCGUCCUUUGACCGUCGGUAACUCGGGGAUGGGCAGUUACGUCGGCCGGAACUGGGAAACCGAUCAGUGCUGGUAGGAGGGAGGAGGAAAGAGCGGAGACGGCUGGGGAAUUCGGCGAGGAGAGAGAGGAGCAUGAGAGGGAGUGAAUCGGAAGAGACGUCGCUGAGCUGACCUUAGUGCCUUGUCGGAGCUCUGGAUUGGAGCCAUCAUUCAAGGUGGUUUCCUCGCUUGGAGGGGUGACGCGCUCGCGUGGAGGCCGUGGCGUGAGAAGAUCGGAUUGCAUGUUCGAGUUGUGGUUCCGGGAGAUGGAGGCUACCACAGAUCCGUCGUCGCCGGCUUUUCUCCGGGGGGUGGGGGCUCCUUCAGCUCCGCCGACGACGGUUCAAGUUCCCGGGAAGGGAGUCUUCCUUAGAUUUACCUUCGCCGGUUUGGUGACGGAGUGCGGAUGCUUUCAUAGAUCCGCGCUGCCGAUGAGAAACCCGAAGCUUUUGGGUCAAGGUUACUAUUGUUCGUUUAGUGCGAAGCUAGAAGUGGUUACUGUCUAGGUGGUUCUGGGUCAGGGCGGAGGAGUUCUCGUUUUGAUGAUGAAGCUCUCCGCCGAGGUGAAGUCGGUCAAGUCAACAAUUAGGUGGUUCUCGAUGCGCGCGUCUAGGGUUUUAAGCGGUUCAAAGGCGGAGGUGAUCUCGUCUUUCGAUUGAUCUCUUCCGCGUGUUGACAGUGCGGGUAGAACGAUUAUUUCUCUAGUGGUUGGAAGUUUGGUUGUGUCGGGGGAGAUCUCGAUGAUUUGAGAAAGACCUCCGACAUGAUGUAAAAGCAAGGAAAAUAGGUGGUUUCGGCGGAGGCUCUGCGGGUAUCUGAGCUCCGGCGAAACGAGCGGUCCGGCGAUCUCUUCCGGUUUAUUCCGGAGUCGAUGAAGGGCAAGUUGAGGCGGAGAAACGCAUGCCGGUCUGAAUGGUGUAGAUCAUCCCACGUGUCUCUUCCUCUGCUUCCUUGUUUCUGUCAUGGGCCUUGAUCGUCCGGUUUUGUUAGGUUGGGCCGAGGGGCCGUCUAAGUUGUUUGGGGCUUCGGCCGUAUGUUGUAGUCCGUUUAUGUUUGGGCUUUUGGU
Messenger RNA from Brassica napus (rape), 1536 nucleotides. Its product is annotated as chaperone protein dnaJ 11, chloroplastic-like. The transcript has a single exon. NCBI's taxonomy places the organism in Eukaryota, Viridiplantae, Streptophyta, Magnoliopsida, Brassicales, Brassicaceae. The annotation marks the transcript as partial. The record is from RefSeq and is a predicted model, not a curated record.